Dunckerocampus dactyliophorus (ringed pipefish) is the source of this 3335-nucleotide messenger RNA. It is a transcript of the gene trmt2b, whose product is annotated as tRNA methyltransferase 2 homolog B. NCBI's taxonomy places the organism in Eukaryota, Metazoa, Chordata, Actinopteri, Syngnathiformes, Syngnathidae. The transcript has 2 exons. Gene Ontology annotation, biological process: RNA processing. Gene Ontology annotation, molecular function: tRNA (uracil(54)-C5)-methyltransferase activity, S-adenosyl methionine-dependent. The coding region runs from base 418 to 1845 and encodes 475 amino acids. The record is from RefSeq and is a predicted model, not a curated record.
CAAACGCUGGGCUUUCUCUAGAAACUUCCUGGCCUUGUCUGGUUGGUUGUUGCUGACUGCAUUUAGACCUAUUUUAAUGCAACGCUCUGCUUCGUCCUUGUUUGAGUCCAUUGCUACACGGCGGAAGUAUUUACUUGCCCCUGCUCCGGACGCUUGGUGAUGACGCCACUCAAAGCCCCAUAAGGAAAGUAUGACGCCUCAACAGUGCGACCCUUGCCUAUUUUCGCUUGUCUGCUUGUCAUCUGUCUAAAAGACCGUUUGAAUACGUUUUAUGUAUGUUUGUGUGGCGGUAAUGCACAUGCAUUAUAGUUUGUCGAUAUCGUAUGAACUCAAAAAAGAAGAUUUUCGUUUAACUAAGCUGGCAUGUCCCAAUUUUUGUGAAGCAAGCUAACUUUUUUUUUUUUUUUUUUAGCCAAAAUGGCUUACUGUAGGUUAUUUAUGUUUAUCAGGCCGAUUGUUGUGUGGCCGAGGUUGUCUUUUUCAUCUAACGGCACUACCCCUGCUGUUCAGGUAACAACACCAAUGAAAAAACAUAAUAGGAAAAGACACAAGAAGCCCCCCUUAGAUGAUAAUGUUUCCUGGGAGGAAAGGCUUGCAUCUGUGGUCACCCCUCUCUGGAAGCUAAGUUACGACGAGCAGCUUGAACUCAAGCAAAAACACCAGGAGAAGAUACUGGCAGAGCUGUCUGGUUAUCUUCAUUCCCAGUCUCCUCCCGGAGAGAUGACCUUCCCCGUCCUGCCUAUCCUGCCAUCCCCAGUUAGGGACGGCUACCGAAACAAGUCCACCUUCUCCGUCAACAAGGGGGUGGAUGGAAAUCCAAAGACGGUUGGGUUUUACGUGGGAAGAGGCAGGGAUGGAAAUAUUGUCUGUGUCAAUGGAGACCACCUACUCAACAUGCCAGAAAAGCACAAACAGGUGGCCAGAUACUACCAGGAGUUCAUCCGACGGUCUCCCUUGGAGCCCUGCCUCCUCUUCCACACGGGGGGUCACUGGAGGGAGGUCACGGUGAGGACCAACGCGGCGGGCCACACGAUGGCUGUCGUGUAUUUCCACCCACAGGAGCUCACAGCAGAGGAAGUUGCGGCCCACAAAGCCGAGUUGGUGGAGUUCUUCACAAGAGGUGAGGGAUCGGUUUGUCAGCUGGACUCGCUUUUCUUCCAAGAGAGUGCCAAGACCCGCUGCACGCAUGAGGACUCACCUUACCAGCUCCUGUAUGGUCGGACGCACAUUCAUGAGGAGGUGCUGGGCUUUCGCUUCCGCAUCUCCCCUGAUGCCUUCUUCCAGGUGAACCAGGCCGCUGCUCACGUGCUGUACAGCACAGUAAGAGACCUAUGUGUCCCCCGUUUUGAGGACAAAGGAGGGACUCUCCUCGACGUGUGCUGCGGGACAGGUGCCAUGGGCAUCACUGCGUCCCCCAAAGUGGACCGGCUGGUCGGCGUGGAGCUCAUAGAGCAGGCCGUGGAAGACGCCAGACACAACGCGGUCCUCAAUGAGCUCCGCAACUGUGAGUUCAUCCCUGGAAAGGCAGAGCUCGUCCUCCCCGGCCUCGUGUCCCAGUUGAGCUCUGGGGACGGGGGGCGUCUCACGGCAGUGGUGAACCCCGCCCGCGCCAGCUUGCAUCACCACGUCAUCAGGGCCUUACGAAACCACUCCGCUAUCCGUCGUCUGGUCUACGUGUCCUGUAAACCAGACGGCGAGGCAAUGAGGAACUUCAGGGAGCUUUGUUGUGCGCCCGACCCAAAGAGGAAACUCACAGGGGAGGCUUUUUGUCCAAGUGUGGCGGUGCCUGUGGACAUGUUUCCACACACGUGGCACUGUGAGCUGGUGAUUCUUUUUGAGAGGUAGCCAAUAGCGUUUUUGGCACAUGCUUUAAUGGACCAUGCCUGGCACACUGGGUUGGGGCUAGGGCAGGGGUGUCCAAAGUGCAGCCUGCGGCAAAUUCUAAAAAUAUCAUUUAACAAGAAAAAAACCCAGCAAAAAUGGAAGUCAGCAGUAAUCUUACAAGAAUGAAGUCAAAAUAUUAAGAGAAAAACGUUGUACUCUAGCAAGAAAAAGUCAUAAUUUUACUAGGAUGAUGUUGUAAUAUUAUGUGGAAAAAUAUCGUUCUCGUAGCAUAACAUUGAAGAAAGACGUUAUAAUAUUAUAUGAAACAAAACAAUGAAUAAAAUUGUAAUUCUUAGAAAAUUAGGUUGCAGAUAAAGUUUUAUUGUAUACAAGAAUGAAGUCAAAAUAUUAUGGGAAUAAAGUCUUAAUUACAGGAAGAAUAUUUACAAGAAUAAAGAUGGAAUUGUUGGAAAAUGUAAAAAAAAAAAAAAAAACAGCACAAAUGAGGAAAAAACGUAAUUUUACGAGAAUAAAGUCAAAAUAUUAUGAGAAAAAAAGUUUUAUUCUAACAAGAAAAAGAUGACAAUUUUACGAGAUAUGGACGAAAAACACGUUAUUUGUUUUAAGUCCUCUCAUAUUUUGAGAAACAAACAAAAUAGUGAUUUUUGGAAAAUUAGGUUAGGGGAAAAAGUCGAAUAUUAUGGGAUUAAUGUCAUAUUAUUACGAAAAGAAAAUUAUUUAAGAAGAAAGUUGAAAUAUUUGGAAAUUUAAGAAAAAAACCCAGCAAAAAUGUGGAAAAAAGAGCAAAGAGUGAAGUUCAUACUAAAAAUAAGUUAUUUUAUUUUUUGAAACGUACGCUAUCGUUCACAGGUGCGGAUUUAGUUUUGAGGCACCCACGAUUUUUUUUGCCUGAUUCUGAUGUACAGUAUGUCCAUAGGGACAUGCAUCUGAAAUAUGGCCGCGUGGUGGACGCAUAUGCCAGAAUGCAACCGAGAUGCAUGCUAUUCCUGAAGCCACUGUCAGGCUGAUCAUUGACAUUGGACAUUGAACGUGUGCUGUACAUGGCUAUUCAGGUGGAGGUGCAAAAUAAAGGUUCUGGCAUCAUGACUAUAAGGAAAACUGUUGUCUAUUCUCAAUGAAAAUGAACCAGAAAAGUGAUCCCCAGUGACAUAAAAUUAUACUCAAAUCCUCGGAAUUUACAGCUGCUUCAAAUUGGAAAAUAUCUCAGGAAAUUGAGCUAAAAUGGGUUUCUCAUAGUACCGCUCAUUUUAUAAAUAGAAUGUUUUGGCUUAAACGAUAUAUUCCAAGGAUAAAAAUAACAACAAACUCUUGAAAUUAAGGACAUAAAAUUGGCCUCAGAUAUCACCAGAUUGCAGGAAAUGAGGUCUAAUUUAAAAAAAAAAUUCUGGGGGAUGGCCCACAGACUCCCCGCUCCUUUUCCAGCACCUCGGCCUACGGCCUCGGCCACACCCCCCCCUUUUCAAAAAAGCUAGAGCCGCCCCUGCUUCAAA